This is a messenger RNA of Carassius auratus (goldfish), 1772 nucleotides long. RefSeq names its product polycomb group RING finger protein 6-like. The transcript is spliced from 10 exons. NCBI's taxonomy places the organism in Eukaryota, Metazoa, Chordata, Actinopteri, Cypriniformes, Cyprinidae. The record is from RefSeq and is a predicted model, not a curated record. Bases 190 to 1029 code for a protein of 279 amino acids.
ACUGCGUCACCGGAGUAUUGCGCGCUCACCGUGAAGGUGCAGAAGUAGAUUGAAGUGUUACUAAAGUGUGAAAUUUACUAUUCGCGAUUGAUCUUGAAUGAAAUCAUCCAACCACUGCAGAGAGAUCAGACAGACACCUGUAGUUGUUCUCCUGCAGUUGUUUUGAGGGCUUCGCUCUUUGAGUGCACUAUGGACGGAACUGUGGACGGAGUUGUGGAGGAGGGAUCCACGCGGGGGUCCUCCUCCCGGACAGACGCUUCACUCAGCGGACAGGAUGAGCGCCGGGACUCCGACCACAGCCAGAGAACUCACGAAACACACCCUGACGACGAGCACUCCUUGCCUCUUAGGGAAUUUUAUCCCUAUAUUCGCUGUGCCCUCUGCAAUGGAUUUUUCAUUGAUGCCACCACCAUCACAGAGUGUCUUCACACUUUUUGUAAGAGCUGCAUUGUCAAGCACUUUUUCUAUAGCAACAGGUGUCCUAACUGCUCCAUUGUUGUGCACCAGACACAGCCACUGUACAGUAUCAGACCUGACAGGCAAUUGCAAGACAUUGUUUUCAAGAUGGUUCCGUAUUUGGAAGAAGAUGAAAGGUCGCGAAUAUAUGCAUUUUAUAAACAGAGAGGGCUUGACGUUCCUAAGCCAGUGGCAUCUCCAGCUACGUACCAAGGGAAGCUGCAUCAUAGACAGAAGAAAGACAUGCUGCCGCAGUCUGUUUUUACUAUUCCCUCAGAGCUAGAUGUGUCUCUGAUGUUGGAGUUCGUGGGAGCUGAAAAGGGUAUUGAGAACUAUAAGCCCCUCGAGAGGAAGUAUGUGCGUGUGUCAGGGGAAGCCACUGUCCGUCAUGUGGAGCUUUUUAUCAGGAGGAAGAUGGAACUGAGUCAAAACUGCAAGGUUGAUGUUGUGUGUGGAGAGCAUCUUCUUGAACAAUACCAGUCUUUGAGAGAAGUUUGUAAAACCAUGGGGAAAAAUGCACUGCAGGAUGGCAUGCUGGUUCUGCAUUUCGGACUCGUUCUACCUGCUCAGUAAAGAGGGAAGAGAGAGAAAGACCAGCUACUGUGAAAACUACACUGUGUAGUGGUUUUAUUUCAAGGGCUAAACUGAAUUUUAUUAUAACAGUUAUCCUAUGCAGUGAUCGUUUGUCUUCCUUGUUAUCUUCUGCUCAAACAGAUUAAGAAUAUGUCAACAUUCUUUCAGCAAAUGCAUUAAGAUACAUUAGAGCUACAUCCAGAAAAUUAGCCAUAUCCAGAAGAUAUUGUUUGUUUGAUUGAUUUUUGGUGACAGUUUCCACAACUAUAAAGGUUCUGUAAAUUCUCUUUUAUGUUUACUAAGAAAAGCACAAAGUAAUUACACCUUGUUUCUAUAAAAAUAUUUUGUUUUGACAUGAAUUUUAUUGCUUAGUUUUGUUGUGCCUCUAGUUCAGCUGACAAAAAGUAAAUCAGUACUUUAGAAAUAAUUCACUUAAGUACCUGGACAGUACCUACAUUUUUAAGUGUUUAAUUCUGUACAACAAUGAAUAUGUUUGUCUGGUUUACAGGCUUGCUCUCCUUAAUCAAUUAAGUAUUUAUAUCUUUGUUCAUUUUCAGUUUGAAAUGUUUGUUUUUUAUUGAGCCAUAUUGUGUUAUUACAAGGCCUUGGGAGGAAAGAUCUUUCAUGAUUUUUUAAAAAAAUAUUUUGCAAUAUUGUAAUAACUAAAUACAACUAAAUGUUAAAUUAUACUUGGCCAGGCACACCAUUGCAAAUAAACACUCAAAAAUUGUGUCCCUUUUCAU